Molecule: messenger RNA, 941 nt
Organism: Halichondria panicea
Lineage: Eukaryota; Metazoa; Porifera; Demospongiae; Suberitida; Halichondriidae
Exons: 4
Coding region: 44-907 (287 amino acids)
Biological process (GO): GPI anchor biosynthetic process
Cellular component (GO): endoplasmic reticulum membrane
Source: RefSeq, a predicted model, not a curated record
UUUAAAUAGCUGACUCAGUAGGGGAAUACCCUGUCAUGUGAUCAUGAAGAGGGUAGGUCUUCUACAGCGCUCAGGACAGAGAAGAGUAAGAGUCAUGAUCAUGGAUGCUUCCAGCCUGCUCAAGCUCCUCCUGUUACAAACGUUGCCAGCAUCAACUAUAAACAUUCAGCCCAGUUUGCUAAACAGUUUCAACUUUCAACAUGAACCAGCAAACAAUUCCAUGUCUUUGCAUCGGGCCCUUUCCGAGUCUGGUUUCCAUAGAACUUUGCUCGCGGAGUUGUCCAUACCAGACGAGAUGGCUGAAGAGCUCAGUGAUGCCUCCUUUAUCAUUGUGCAGAACAUUACCAGCAGUUUGUAUGUUGAUAUUGAUCAGUUGUCAAACCUACACUCAAUGGCUGGAGAACCACAGGUGAUAGUGACUAGGCACAUGGACACUGAGAAACCAGCUUCUCUCUCCACCAGUCAUGUCUUACUGGCCUACUCCAAACUUAAGGGUAACAGGUUGAGUGUCAGUGUUCCUAUUCACUUCCGCUACCAGCCACCAUGUGACUCCCAGUAUGUCCCUGUGACCAUCCCUCCCCCACUGUUGUUCUACAAACCCCACAACAGCUCAAAGCAAGAGAUAUCAGACACAGUGAAACUGCUACCGUGCAAUUCAACAUCAUCAGAACGUUGUCAUUGGCAUCAGAUGCCCUACACUCUCGAUCAAGACUCGUCAAACCAGUAUUGUUUUGAAGAAGACUGUGCUCGAUAUUCUGAUUUGUUGAUAGCACUUAUUCCUUGUGGUGCUCAGAACAGUGUAUCAUUAGUGGUAGGAAUAACUGUACUAGUGACCCUCCUAGCAGCACUGUAUAUUUGUAUUGCUAUUGGUUCUGUACAGCCUCAAACAAUUGCUUCUCGUCGCUAAUCAUCAUGCUAUGCUGUGCACUGCUUCUCAUGAA